This is a messenger RNA of Oryza sativa Japonica Group (Japanese rice), 685 nucleotides long. The record is from RefSeq and is a predicted model, not a curated record. NCBI's taxonomy places the organism in Eukaryota, Viridiplantae, Streptophyta, Magnoliopsida, Poales, Poaceae.
AUGGAAGGCAAAGAGCCAAGCUGCAACCUGCAAAGCAAUGGUCGCUAUAGGGUCACAAUCCUAGUCAGCGGGACGCGGGGGGCGGGGGCCGGGUGGCGCAGCGGGCGAGCGGCGGCAGCAGGCGGCGUGGACGCCGGUGAGGAGGAGGGGGGCGGCGAGCCACGCCCAGAGCGAGCCGACGGCCGCCGCCGCCGCCGGCGGGAGCCCCUCCGCUCCAAAUGCCCCUGUAUCUCUCUGUUCGUCGCGGAACUUUGCCGUCCUGAUCUCUCCCUUGGGGGAAACAUCUCGUUGCAGAUCUCCUACGCCGCCGCGGGCUGCUCCUCCAGGCUAUUCUCCACGGCGCUUAACUACCACCUCGAUUCGCCGGAAAACAACUCCGACAUGCCGUGGGAGUCCAAGGAGGCCAACAUGAAGAAGGUGCUAUUUGCCUCGUUCAUUCGUUUCUCUCAGUCUGUUGGAGGGAGUUUCUAGGAGGAUUGGGAGUUUAAAGGAUGAGGCUAUUAACUGUUUUGUUUGAUUGGGGGACAUGGGAAUUUUGGUGUGAUGGGGAUGGAGAAUUGAGGAAUGAACUCCCUCAUUUUCAAUACCUGAGUAGGGGCAGGUAAUUGGGAGGGAAUUCCUCCUUUACUUCGCCUAAACAAAUCUCAGCCAUCCGUUUUUAUUAAUGAUCUAAUCUCCAACUAAA